GUGCACAUUUUAUAUCUAGACCAAUAUCAGCCACAAUUUUACAGGCAGUGCUGUAAGCAACCUUGCUGUAGGGUCCGGAAUUAAAUAAACUGAAGAGCCGACAGGCGGAAGACUCGGCGGAAGCGGUCUGUCAGGGAAGAAAUAUUUGCAGAAUUUGACACAAAGAAGCCUUAGGAUCUAAAAUACAUUUUAUAUUUCGAUUUAAACGUAUUCCCCAGUCCGCUGCAAUGAUUCUGCUAGAAAUCAACAACCGGAUUAUAGAAGAGACGCUGACGUUGAAAUUUGACAGCGCAUCCAAUGGGACUAAACCAGAGGCAGUGGAGGUGACAUUUGCAGAUUUUGAUGGUGUCCUCUACCACAUCUCCAACCCCGAUGGGGACAAGACCAAGCUGAUGGUCAGCAUCUCCCUCAAGUUCUACAAGGAGCUGCAGGAGCACGGAGCAGAUGAGCUGCUGAAGCGGGUCUAUGGGAACUUCCUGGUUUCACCCGAGGCGUGCUACAACGUGUCCCUUCUCUUUGACCUGGAUGCGGUCCCGGCCAACAAGGAGGAAGUGAUCCACCAGGCGGGCAUGCUGAAGAGGAACUGCUUUGCCUCGGUAUUCGAGAAGUACUUCAAGUUCCAGGAGGAGGGCAAGGAGGGAGAGAAGAGGGCCGUGGUCCACUACAGAGACGACGAGUCCAUGUAUCUGGAGGCCAAGAAGGACAGAGUGACAGUGGUGUUCAGCACUGUGUUCAAAGACGACGAUGAUGUCAUCCUUGGGAAAGUGUUCAUGCAGGAGUUUAAGGAGGGUCGGCGAGCCAGUCACACUGCCCCCCAGGUUCUGUUCAGCCACCGGGAGCCGCCGCUGGAGCUGAAGGACACCGACGCCGCCGUUGGAGACAACAUCGGCUACAUCACCUUCGUCCUGUUCCCACGUCACACCAAUGCCAACGCCAGAGACAACACCAUCAACCUCAUCCACACCUUCAGGGACUACCUGCACUACCACAUAAAGUGCUCCAAGGCCUACAUCCACACACGUAUGAGGGCUAAGACUUCUGACUUCCUCAAGGUGUUGAACAGGGCUCGACCCGACGCUGAGAAGAAGGAGAUGAAGACCAUGUCGGGCAAGACGUUCUCCCGCUGAGGCUGGUCCACACGCGCACUCUGACCCCUGGACAUGCCCAAUCGUGCCACACUGAGACUCGACUCCACAUUGGACAGGAUCACAGGCCCCUAAAGCCCCGCCCAGCGCAUGUCCAUCCUGUCUUUUUUAAAUAAAGCUGUCUCCUCUUUGAAUAAAGUUGUUUCUUAGUAGAAAUCGAGGCUUAAACAAAUAAAAAGGGCAUUCCUUGCUUUGCAUAGUUAAAAGAUAAUUAUUAGUCCUAUAUAAAUAUAUAUAUAAAAAAUAUGAAAUGUUUUGAUACGAUAUCUUUUACUCCAUUUGGUACUCUUACCUUGCUCCCUCCCUUCCUCCCUCCCUGGUGGUGUCCAUAACUUCAGAACCCCUCCUCUCUCCCUCUCCCUCCCUGGUGGUGUCCAUAACUUCAGAACCCCUCCUACCUCCCUGGUGGUGUCCAUAACUUCAGAACCCCUCCUACCUCCCUGGUGGCGUCCAUAACUUCAGAACCCCUCUCUUUCUUUCUUCCUCUCUGCUUCCAUGUUGUCUGUACCAUUGUCAUUGGAAAAAUAAACCAGUCUUAUAAAAAUCA
Molecule: messenger RNA, 1692 nt
Organism: Salmo salar (Atlantic salmon)
Lineage: Eukaryota; Metazoa; Chordata; Actinopteri; Salmoniformes; Salmonidae
Product: actin-related protein 2/3 complex subunit 2-A
Biological process (GO): Arp2/3 complex-mediated actin nucleation; actin filament polymerization
Cellular component (GO): Arp2/3 protein complex; actin cytoskeleton
Molecular function (GO): actin filament binding; structural constituent of cytoskeleton
Source: RefSeq, a predicted model, not a curated record